Molecule: messenger RNA, 1008 nt
Organism: Indicator indicator
Lineage: Eukaryota; Metazoa; Chordata; Aves; Piciformes; Indicatoridae
Gene: SRP14
Product: signal recognition particle 14
Exons: 5
Coding region: 24-356 (110 amino acids)
Biological process (GO): SRP-dependent cotranslational protein targeting to membrane
Cellular component (GO): signal recognition particle, endoplasmic reticulum targeting
Molecular function (GO): 7S RNA binding; endoplasmic reticulum signal sequence receptor activity
Source: RefSeq, a predicted model, not a curated record
CCCGGCGCUUCCGGCCGUGCAGGAUGGUGCUGCUGGAGAGCGAGCAGUUCCUGACAGAGCUUACCAGACUCUUUCAGAAGUGCAGAACUUCGGGGAGCGUUUUCAUAACGCUGAAGAAAUACGAUGGGAGAACAAAGCCAGUGCCACGCAAGGGCCACGUAGAAACCUUUGAGCCAGCAGACAACAAAUGUCUCCUACGAGCGACCGAUGGGAAGAAGAAAAUUAGCACAGUGGUGAGCUCAAAGGAAGUAAAUAAGUUCCAGAUGGCAUAUUCAAAUUUGCUGAGAGCCAACAUGGAUGGUUUGAAGAAGAAAGACAAGAAAAGCAAAAACAAGAAGAGUAAAGCCACACAGUGAUGGAGCAGUGUCCUGCUGUGCCUACAAGAGACUUGACACUCUCUCAAAGCAAAGUCCAUUUCUUUUUGUUUCCACUUUGGUUUUCCUUCCAGAAGGACAACUGGGCUCUGGUCAGGAUUGGUUUGAACGGAGGAGAAGGUGCUGUCUGUUGUGCGGCAGGAGCAGUUCACUGAACCUGCUUUACAGCCUGCCAGCUGGUUUGUGCUGGGACUGCUGCUUGCUUUCUGUUGUACCAGUGGGCAGCAUAAACCUGUCUGAGGGGUGACCCAGAUGCAGCUACCAGGAGUAAAGCAAGGCUGGAGCAGGGGGGUGGGGCAGGUGCCCAGUUUUACAGCUAAGCCUCAGUAGCAGGAGGGAAAGUGGAUGCCAGCCUCCCCAGGAACAGAGUUUUCCUGUCCCUGCCAUCUUCUGACAGCCCUGCCUACAUUUGGCAGUGCAGAGCCAGGCAGCUGUUCCCUCACUCCCUGCUGACCCUGGCUCAGGGUGGGGGGAGGGCAGGGCUGUGCAUGGUGUUCCCUUCAGACAGGGCUUACAACUGCUCCUGUCAGCUGAGCUUCAGCCUUUUGGGGAUCAGUUUCCGCAUACUGCACAUCUGAAACAGCUCUUUGCCCUGAGCAGAUGUAAAGGGUGACCUGUUCCUAUUAAACACAAU